Molecule: messenger RNA, 1787 nt
Organism: Astyanax mexicanus (Mexican tetra)
Lineage: Eukaryota; Metazoa; Chordata; Actinopteri; Characiformes; Acestrorhamphidae
Exons: 8
Coding region: 26-1783 (585 amino acids)
Molecular function (GO): protein binding
Source: RefSeq, a predicted model, not a curated record
GUCUCCCUGUCCAGUUUGCAAGAAGAUGCUGUCCUCCAUCUCUGCGCACCUUUCCACAGUACAUCACGUGGAAAACGUAGAGGAGAAGAAGAUCCUGAUUCAGCUGGCGAAUCAGAAAGUGUCGAUCCUGACAUCUCCGUGUCCUGUUCCGGGAUGUGGGUAUCAGAAGACUCGUCUUGACCGCCAUCUGACCAGCUGCCAUCGGGACCUGUCCGACCAGGCCAGGGAGAGAUACAUCCAGACGGCACAGAGGAUAAAAGCCAUUACUCUCCUGAGAGAGUUGAGGGCUAGCAGUCCGAACGUGCCCAUGGCCACUCGCUUGGACUUGGCUGCUGCUGACGAAUCUUCAACGCCUGACUACGACCAAGUACUCGAGUCAGCGAAAUCUGGCGUCCUCGAUAUCAGCCGUAGACUGAGAAUGGGACAACAGGUGGAAGAGAGUCAGCAGACACUGUUCCGGUACGUCUGUGAGGCGAUACUCCUGAAGGAGCAUCAACUGGCACAGAGUGCUGUGCUGAACUUCAAGGUAGAGCAUUGGGUUUCUCGAACCCCAUCAACCAGUGGCAUUUUCCUUGAACACUUUGACAUCAGCCUGACUCCCCAACAGGAAGAGUGGCUGGAGAUGUACUUCGCUCACAUCAGGUCAUGGAGUGUCAAAAAGUCCAGUCCCGAUGUUCAUGAUGGAGGCAUCUUCUUUCUGAGCCAGAAAGGAGUUCCUGUGGUGAAUCUACCUAAUGAUAUGAAGCGGCUAUGGGAACUGUAUCCACAGGCUUCAGGGACCGACCUGCCAGCAGUUGCCCCAGUUGCCCCCCUGCCAGCAGUUGCCCCUGCCAGCAGUUGCCAGCCGAGCUCUGCUGCAGGUUCUGAAGAGGGGGAUGAUGAGCAGCCUUCCUGCUCAGAUGCUGUGGGACAGGCAACUGGACAGCCACAGGCUCCAAAGAGGGACCACUCCCCUUCAUCCUCUUCGAUUGCAUGGAAGCGGAGGGCUAAGUCCACCUGGCUUAGUUUUCUUGACCUGUUUCCGGUGACUGUUCAUGCCACGACACCCACAUGUGAGGAAAUUGUCGGCGGUGGAUUUGAUCGCGAAUCCUUCCGUUACUUUCACAACAAAUGGAGGACAGUCCAGCGGGAACAGCGCAUCCAAUAUAUCUUGGAUAAGUGCAAGUUCAGGAACCGCCCCUCAGAGGCCAGGGUAUACCAUCGGCUCCGUGCUGAGAACUGGUCGGCCAACUGUCCAAGCGCCAUGGAUGUGGUCAAGUCUUGGCUCCCCGUAAAGGACCACAUCAAGAGUCCAGACAUUAUCCACCGUAUUCAGGAACAGUCUUGGAAAGGACUUUGCCUGAAAGACUUUGGGCCACCAAAGAACAAAGGGGUGAUUGCGACAAUGCCCUUUUCCAAGGGAGAGGUGGUCUGCGACUACCAUGGAGAGUACGUCACCCAAGAAGAAGGGAAUCGGAGAAUGCAACAGCUUUUCGACGAAGCCUGUUACGUCUUCUUCUUUGCGGGACGUGGGGAAAAGUUCUGCAUAGACGCCCAACAUUCUCCAUGCCAGUGUCACCCACACCAGGACAUGUUUGGUCGUUGGAUGAACCAUUCAAGGAGAAGUCCAAAUGUGAAGCCACACGUGUUCAAACUCCCACUCACAGAGGGAACAAGAUGGCAUCCCAUUUUCCUCGCGCUAACGGACAUUCAGGUCAACGAGGAACUACUUUGGGACUACGGUGUUCUCAGUGACGAGGGACUUGGAGGCGAAACUGUUGGACUGGACUGGCUGAAUACUUGAAUUC